AUGAAAGAUAGGAUCUCAGGCACAGAAGAUAGAAGAGAAGAAAUUGAUAUCACGACUAUUUCACUCUUUUUUGCCUACAGGAUUUCCAUAUCCAAAACCCGCCUUAUAUCUAUGCACCCAGUCUUUCGAAAAUUAAUUGUUCUGAUUUGUAUUGUAGGAGAGAUUGGAAUAUGUGCGGCAUACUUGGUGUUGGAGCCUCCGAGCAUGUUGAAGAACAUUGAAAUUCAAAAUGUAAAGAUUAUCUUUGAAUGCAAUGAAGGUUCUAUAGAGUUUCUGUGUUCCAUAUUUGGGUUUGAUGUUCUUCUGGCUCUGCUGUGUUUCCUUACAACCUUUGUGGCUCGCCAGCUGCCAGAUAACUAUUAUGAAGGGAAAUGCAUCACUUUUGGGAUGCUGGUAUUUUUCAUUGUCUGGACCUCUUUUGUCCCUGCUUACUUGUGCACUAAAGGCAAAUUCAAAGUGGCUGUGGAAAUUUUUGCCAUUUUGGCAUCCAGCUAUGGCUUGUUAGGAUGUCUAUUUCUUCCCAAGUGCUUCAUUAUCUUGCUGAGGCCAAAGAGGAACACUGAUGAAACUGUUGGUGGAAGAGUUCCCACUGUUGACAGGAGCAUCCAGCUGACCUCAGCUUCUGUGAGCAGCGAGCUUAACAGCACCACAGUGUCCACUGUUCUGGAUGAGUAG
Mastomys coucha (southern multimammate mouse) is the source of this 675-nucleotide messenger RNA. Its product is annotated as vomeronasal type-2 receptor 1-like. Gene Ontology annotation, biological process: G protein-coupled receptor signaling pathway. Gene Ontology annotation, molecular function: olfactory receptor activity; G protein-coupled receptor activity. Gene Ontology annotation, cellular component: membrane. The transcript is spliced from 2 exons. The record is from RefSeq and is a predicted model, not a curated record. Lineage: Eukaryota; Metazoa; Chordata; Mammalia; Rodentia; Muridae. Bases 1 to 675 code for a protein of 224 amino acids.